ACAUUUUACGUCAGUAUUGAAGUACUACUUGUUGUAGAUGUUGUAGUUUGCAGGCAUAAAAAUUUCGCGAAUUCUUGAUUAUUAAAAGAAUCUAAGCUUGGACAGUGUUAACAGUAUGAUAUAUUAAUGUUAUGGUUUCAAAAAAUAUUAUUAUUGUUUCGAUCAGUGUAAUCUUUAUUAAUAUAGUUCAAUAAGGUGAUUUCUUUCACAAAAACCUAUAACCUUGGUCUUAAAAUGUAUGAUUACAGAGCUAGGCGCCGCGACAUCACUGCUAAUUUCGAUUUAAGUAAUAAUUUGUGAAAAUUUUCAAAAUAAUAUCCAAAAUGUAUUGAAAACAAUGGAUUUUUGGUGAUGCAAAUUGAUGACAAUGAGUGCUCAUAGUGGAUGCAUGGGUUGCAAUGAAGCCUCUGAACAUUUUGAAUCUAAGCAUGAUGUUGAAUGCUCUGAAGGAGAGGACGCUCAGAUCAGGUUGGCGCCACAUGUGCAAGCAUAUUUGGCGCAUAAUAAUUCAACAACCAAUUGCUGUGGCUUUGGUAUACCGAUUGCCUUUGAAAGGGCUGCACCAGGAACAUGGUGGAACCCUAGAUUUGACUCAGAAAUACUCGAAGGGCAGUACCGAAGCAGUUCAUUUAGGCAGAUAAGAUUACGAUUCAGAUUUGCACUUAUAUACAUUUUGAUAUUUUCCAUAACAUGGUUUAUCUACUUUGUGGUUCUUGGCUUGAAUGAUGUGACUGUGAAGUGGCCAUUUUUAUGUUCAAUAUUUGCUGGAGUCCUUUUAAUAACUUCUGUCAUGCUAUUCAUUACCUUCACACAAAUCUAUAAGGUUUAUACAUUUAGAUUGUCUUUGGUAAUGGCACUUGCUCUGUGUACACUGAGCCUGUCCCUGAUUGCCCUCACCACCCAAAUAGAUACUUCGUCUCAGGUUGCAGAUAUCAGCCAAUCAGGUCAUUUUACUAUGUGCAUUGAAAUCCUUUUGAUAAUAUAUACAUUGACCCCACUGCCCCUCUUUGCUUGUGUAUCUAUAGGACUUCUUUAUUCUAUAGCAUUUGAGACAUUAAAUGUGUUUUUGCACUUAUCUGAACAAGAAUGGCAGUAUCCUGGGAUGUUAGUGAGAAUUUUACUUCAUCUCUGUGUUCAUAUUAUUGGUGUACAUAUCUAUCUUAUGACAUUUGUAAGAAUGCGAGGCACAUUUAUGAAAGUAGGGCAAAGUUUAUUGGUGAGAAGACAAUUAGAAAUGGAGAAACAAUUGAAGGAGAAAAUGAUUCAUUCAGUCAUGCCGCCAAAGCUGGCCAGUUGGUUAAUGGAGGAGCAAGUGCAGGAUACAGAAACUUUAUCGAAAAGUCAUGAUCCACUUCAACCCAGAACAUCUCAUCCAGGAGCAUCUGAUAUUAAAUCCUUGUUUAGACCAUUCAACAUGAGCUCUAUGGACAAUGUGAGCAUUUUAUUUGCUGAUAUUGUUGGCUUUACGAAAAUGUCUAGUAACAAAGGGGCUGAAGAAUUAGUAAACAUAUUGAAUGACCUAUUUGAAAAAUUUGAUGAGUUAUGCUUAGUGCAUGGAUGUGAAAAGAUUUCAACUUUAGGAGACUGUUAUUAUUGUGUGUCCGGUUGCCCCGAGCCCAGACCGGAUCACGCAACCUGCUGUGUCGAAAUGGGUCUUGGUAUGAUAGAAGCAAUACAGGAAUUUGAUAGGGAGCGCGGUGAAGGUGUUAACAUGAGAGUAGGAGUUCACACGGGAACCGUCCUAUGCGGGAUAGUCGGGACUCGUAGGUUUAAAUUCGAUGUAUGGAGCAACGAUGUUACAUUAGCAAAUAAAAUGGAGUCUACUGGGAAACCUGGUCGCGUCCACAUAUCGGAAGAAACAAGCCGCUUUCUCGGAGGCUCCUAUGUUUUAGAGGAGGGAGAAGAAGUGUUUGGUCAUAAAACGUAUUUCAUAGAGGGCCGUCAGUUUAGCUCUCCAUACGACCAUGAGAACUGUCUCAGCCCUUCCAAUCCCGUGAACCUACGGCUCAUUAUAUCCCCCGCAGCCUCCCCACAAUCAGUCCUCUCUAUCAGUCAUUCGCCGCUGCCACUUUCCGCUAAGACUAGUGAUGCAUCGAGCGACGAUAAGCCAAACAAACCCGAUGCCAAAUACUCAAGCAAUUUCCUCUCUCCGAGCCCCUUUAAUUUUCGCAAUAAAGCCAGUUCAUUACCCAGUAUAUUGGAUUCCGACACGGAAUUAGACGAUAAGCGGGAUAAAAGAUUUGCUAACGGAAACGAUAACUCAUCGAAAAGUCCAACUUCCAUAGGGAGCUGUGGUAAAUACACGAACAAAAUAAAGCAAUGGAAAGUGCCCAAGUUCUUAAGAAAACACUCCGAUACUCCACUACAUGAAAUGAAAAAACAGAACUUCAGUGAUAAAACCAUACAUUUCGUGGAAUCCGGCGACGCAGCUAUACAAUCUAAUAAUGGUUAUCACAAAGUGCCCAUCGUGAUAGAAUCUCAUGAUGCAAAAUGCGUCAGACCAUUACCUAGCAGCAGUAAGAUAAAUAGCAUUCGAAAUCAAGAAAUGGCAUUAUUCGAAAAGGAAAUUAUUGAUAUUCGCUCGUAUUUGAGUCAGUCUAGAAGUAAUAUGUCACCUUUCGCAAGAAGUAGCAGCUACAGGUCUCAAUAUGGAAGACCUAAUAUAGAGCAGGUACCGGUAAGUCGCGCUCGUAGUUCGACUCUGGCCACCCAAGGUGAACUGAUCCGGCCAAAGGAACGCAAGUUGAAUCUUUCCAUCCCGCCCAACCAAGUGCGGCCGCCGGAUGACAUCGUGAGCUUGUGCCCUUCGGUCAACAGUCGCAAGGAUUCUGGGAUCCGCAGUACGAGCAGGCGAUCUAGUAUACAACAACAGAUUUUCGCGUUAAAUCAUGUUUCGUUGGCAACGUCCCAAGUCGAUAUAAUGCAGCACCGCGUCUCCGGCUACUACACGUCGAGCCAAUCUUCUCUCAACGAUGUGCCAUCUAGAACGAGGCUUCCAGCGCCACUUAACGAACAACAAGUCCAGUCCUUACAGAAACUAAGGAAACAAUCCGAUCUUCAACUAAUAAGAUGCGUUCAAGAUAACGCAAGGUCCGGAAUCAAUUAUUUCGUCCAGCCCCCCCUCAAUAAGCUCACACUGUUCUUCAAACAACCAGAAAUGGAGAGACUUUAUCGGGAUAAGGCGCACAGAAGUGACGACUGCGAAGACUUUCCACCCACACUCACGACCUCGCGAUAUAAUACCGCCCUAGACAUUCUUGUGUCAUUAAUUAUAUUCCUAAUUGUUGCUGCUUCUAUUGUAAUUGUUUACAAAGAAUGGCGAUAUUCAAUAGGCUGGUUUAUUCUGUUUAUAACAAUGGAGACGAUGGCCAUAUCACUAUGCGUAUACAGACACUAUUUAAAAUGGAGGACGAAAAGCGACCCCGAAGAUAUAACAACGACUUUGAGAAGAUCUGUAAAAGUAUUCAGGAGACUAUCAAACUGGUAUCCUUGGCAUUUAUCUGGGAGUUUAUUAAUAAGCCUACCCGUAUUAGCGGUUCUAGUGAAUUUUUCUUGCCAAAACACGACGUUAACUAUUUUAAAAGGCAAACAGUCUUUUUAUGUGUACCUAUUAAAUGUGAGUAUUGUACACUUUUGUAACUUCACACAAAUGAGUUGGCUCGUAAAAAACGCUCUUGUUACGUUAUAUGCGGGUCUUUUCCUAUUCCUUUCGUUAUUAGGUUGCCGCGAAGUUAAUACUCAAUUUUUGAAUUCUGAUAUUAAUUCUACACCUUUAAACCUGAUUGCUCAAAAUAGUUCACUCUUAAAUGUUACUAUGCUGUUAGAUGAAUUGUUUGAAGGUAACAGUACAAAUGUAUUUAACGCUGUUCAACAUGAAAUGCAUUUGCAAGAAUUGUAUUUGGAUGUCGCGUUAUUGUUAAUUUUAGUGUGGUUCUUGAACAGAGAAUUCGAAAUCAGCUAUCGGCUCAGUUUCUAUAGUAACGUGGUAGCAAAUCGCGAUAAACAGCGGGUGCAAAAUAUGAGAAAUCAAGCGGAUUGGUUGUUGCAUAAUAUCAUUCCCCGCCACGUCGCUGAGCAAUUGAAAAACACGGCGAAAUAUUCUGAAAAUCAUAAAGACGUCGCUAUCAUAUUCGCCAGUAUAGUAAACUUUAAUGAAAUGUAUGACGAGUCAUAUUUGAAGGGGAAAGAAUACCUCCGCGUUCUCAAUGAACUAAUAGCCGAUUUCGAUGAACUGUUGGAGAGGCCACAAUUCCAGCACGUUGAGAAAAUCAAAACGAUCGGUAGCACAUUUAUGGCGGCCAGUGGCUUAAAUCCGGACUUGAGGCAAUCUUCACAGUCAUCUCACGAGCAUCUGUAUCAAUUAAUGGAUUUCGCUUUAGAGAUGCAAAAAGUUGUUGACAAUUUUAAUCAAGAUUUACUCGAAUUCGAUUUCAUUCUUCGUAUAGGAUAUAAUUUUGGCGAUGUGACGGCGGGUGUUAUUGGAACAACAAAAUUGUAUUACGAUAUCUGGGGAGACGCUGUGAAUAUGGCUUCUCGGAUGGAUUCCACGGGGGUAGUGAAGAGAAUACAGGUGGGAGAGGCUUGUAUUCCCAUUUUAUCAACCAGAUAUGACUUUGAGCCACGCGGCAGCGUGUAUGUUAAAGGCAAAGACAAUAUGAAUGUCUAUCUCGUUAUUGGUAAGAAGGAUACGUAGGUAAGGGAACUAUUUCUAAAGAAAUGUAGCAUCUGUGAUUUAACUAUUUAUAUUUAAAUAUAAUAAUAAAUUAAUAAUUGGUGUAUUAUAUAGGAUGUUUUGCUUUAUUUAUUUAUUGCGCGUGUUUAACGGAAUUGUAUGGGAGAAAUACUCUGCGAACUGAAUCAGCUAUUUAUAUUUAUUGUUCGAUCAGAGUUUACGUGACAAUUAUACUAAUAAUCACUAUAUUAUAAUAAUAACUUUUGAAUAAUGAAUAUGCUUGAAACUCAUUAUUGUUUUUUUUAUAUGGUAAUAAUGUUAAGUGCUUGUGUGACCAGUGUUCUAGUCGGCUUUCCUAAACAGGUUUGGAGUAUAUUCAUGUUCGUAUUUAUUUGUAACUAAAUGAACUGAAACAUUUCAAAUUCUAAUCUAUAAACUUUUCAGGUCUAUGUAUAUAUCUGUAUUUUAUAAUUUGUGUUCUGUGCUAUAUGUAUAUAAGAUAUAAUAUACCUUGAUAGAAAAAAUUUAUACAAGUUCUGUAUGAUUAUAGAAUCAUGCAAAACUUCUUGUUUGUAUAAUUAUGAUAUACAUAAAUAGUAUUGGAAUUGAAUAAUAAAAAGAUCGAAUAUUUAAAAGAUAAUAUUAUUUACCUUUGUAGCGAAUAGAUGAUUAAAAUAUUUACAAUGAAGAUAUUUACGCAUAGAUUAGCUUUUCUCGAUCUGUAACAAUUUGUAGGAGUUUAAAAAUAUUAUUUAUAAAUUGUAUAAAAAUGGAUUUGAUGUUUGACUUUUCAUGUUUUUAUUUAUGACAUAUUACUUAAUAUGGUAAUUAAACAAAACGAUUUUAGGGCUCGUUUUAUAUCGAUAUAAAAUAACCUCGAACUUUCUUAUAUCGUUAUAUUUUAAAAUAAACAAUAGCCAGUCAUUAUAUAUGUAUUUAUGUUUAUGGUCAUGAAGUUCUUUCUGUAUUUAAUGUCUCGAGAAAUUCUGCUCUCAAAUAUUUCGUUUCAUAUUCCUUACCUAUACAUACACAUGUAUGGUUACAUAAAAACAGCUUUUAAUAUUCAAUUGCAGUGUGUUGUAUUGAUAGUAUAAUGUGUGAAUUAUAAGCAUUUUUUAUACGACCAUAAAUGUUCAUAAUCUAGGUUUAUAAUUUUAUUUCUGGGAAAUAAUUAAUUUGAUAUAGGUUCAAUUGACAAUAUUCGUAAGGUUAGAAAUCAUUACCGAAGGCACAAAGUAUUAUCUUAAGUCUUUUUUUCUUGUAUCUUUUAAAGAUAUAACAAAAAUAUCGUAUUGACAUUCAUGUCUAUACUGUGAGCCCGUCGAAAAUAAUAUUUUUUAGCAGUUUUGGAAUUUAAUUUUUUCUUGUAACUUUAUCUGUGCCCGUAAACGAAUAAUUAUUUAUUUGAUUUGGAUUGUAGCAUGUAAGGUAAUAUUGAUUCAUAUAAAAUAAUUGAUAAUACCGUAAUCACUUCGUUUUUAGAUCUUAGAAUUAUAAUUGGUAUUUAUCGUUUAAUGCUUAUUAUUUAUUGGUAAUUAAUAUUUAUUUUCUAAAGUAAGGUUAAUAUUUUAGUGAAAUUGAUAUUAGUCAAUGAUAUCUAUAGUUUUUGUUUGUUUGACUAAAAUUUUCUAAUUAAAAAUAGACUAUGAAACAGCACAGA
Zerene cesonia (dogface butterfly) is the source of this 6332-nucleotide messenger RNA. It is a transcript of the gene Ac13E, whose product is annotated as adenylate cyclase type 9. The transcript has 8 exons. Gene Ontology annotation, biological process: intracellular signal transduction; cyclic nucleotide biosynthetic process; adenylate cyclase-activating G protein-coupled receptor signaling pathway. The coding region runs from base 362 to 4693 and encodes 1443 amino acids. Gene Ontology annotation, molecular function: adenylate cyclase activity. NCBI's taxonomy places the organism in Eukaryota, Metazoa, Arthropoda, Insecta, Lepidoptera, Pieridae. The record is from RefSeq and is a predicted model, not a curated record.